GAGCCCCUGUGUUUUCAUUUUUUGGCAAACUUGGAAGUGGUGCAGGCUCGGUUACUGGCUUGCGAGUCUCCCUGCAUUUAUCUCUUAAUUUUUUUAAAAAUUACUCUUAAUUUUAAUUUUUUUCCUUUUUUUUUUUUUUUUUUUCCCAAACUCUGGAUUUUGAAUGCCGGGCGAAGCCAGGAGAAACGAAAGCAAAUAGACACCGUGUGUGCGUGUAUAUAUAUAUAUAUAUAUAAAUAUAUAUAUUAAAAAAUUAAAAUAAAGAACAACCGACUGCAGCAGCAACAACAGACAGCGCUCGGCAGCCCUCGGUCGGCGGCGGGCGGGCAGUGGAGCCGUCGGCGGGGCGGCCGCGCAGCAUGGAGGAGGGCGGCCGGAGCCCCCGGGAGGAGGCGGCCGAGCCGCAGGAGUCCGGCGGCGACGCGGAGCCCGGCGGCGGCGGGCGGCGGGGGCUGCUGCUCCCCCCCGGUGACCCCCCGCACCCCCACCCGCACCCGCACCGCAUCACCAACUUCUUCAUCGACAACAUCCUGCGGCCCGAGUUCGGGCGGAGGAAGGAGGCGGGCGGCCCCGACGGAGAGCCCCGGCGGCCCGGCGCGGAGAGCCGCCGCAGCCCCGCCGCGGCGCCGGCCCCCGGGGCUCCGCUGCCCGGCGGCGGGGCGGGCUCGCCGGGCCGGGGGGAGGGCGGCCCCGCCGGGCUGGCCCUGCACGGCGCCGCCAAGAAGGGGGGGGACCCCGCGGCGCUGGAGGCGGCCCUGAAGGCGCGGGGGCUGAGCGGCGGCGACCUGUCGGUGAGCUCGGACUCGGAUAGCUCCCAGGCCAGCUCCAACGCCGGGAACCAGCCCAUGCUGUGGCCCGCCUGGGUGUACUGCACGCGGUACUCGGACCGGCCCUCCUCAGGUCCCCGCUCCCGCAAACCAAAGAAGAAGAACCCCAACAAGGAGGACAAGCGGCCUCGCACCGCCUUCACCGCCGAGCAGCUGCAGAGACUCAAGGCCGAGUUCCAGACGAACCGGUACCUGACGGAGCAGCGGCGGCAGAGCCUGGCCCAGGAGCUCGGGCUCAACGAGUCCCAGAUCAAAAUCUGGUUCCAGAACAAACGAGCCAAGAUCAAGAAGGCGACGGGCAGUAAGAACUCCCUGGCAGUGCACCUCAUGGCCCAGGGGCUCUACAACCACUCCACCACGGCGAAAGACGGCAAGUCGGACAGUGAAUAGCC
This is a messenger RNA of Parus major (Great Tit), 1219 nucleotides long. It is a transcript of the gene EN2, whose product is annotated as engrailed homeobox 2. Gene Ontology annotation, molecular function: DNA-binding transcription factor activity, RNA polymerase II-specific; RNA polymerase II cis-regulatory region sequence-specific DNA binding. The record is from RefSeq and is a predicted model, not a curated record. Gene Ontology annotation, biological process: regulation of transcription by RNA polymerase II; multicellular organism development; neuron differentiation. Lineage: Eukaryota; Metazoa; Chordata; Aves; Passeriformes; Paridae. The transcript is spliced from 2 exons. Gene Ontology annotation, cellular component: nucleus. The coding region runs from base 360 to 1217 and encodes 285 amino acids.